Molecule: messenger RNA, 693 nt
Organism: Porites evermanni
Lineage: Eukaryota; Metazoa; Cnidaria; Anthozoa; Scleractinia; Poritidae
Source: the annotation of a GenBank genome assembly
AUGGUCAAUUCACCUGACGAAGAAAUCUUUGGAGAAAUUUUACGGAAGAAAAUGAAGAAAAACACUUGGAGAGAAUACUGGGUGAUUUUACGAAAUGACAGGCUUAUCUUCAUGAGCCCAAGUAAACGAAAAGUCGCUGGAAUGAUUAAACUGUCACAGGAAACAACGUGCAAGGUUGUUGGUAGAAAGUCAUCCAAGCAUGUUCCUGAUCAUGGGACGAAACCAACGGUUGAUCAUAUGGAAAAUGGAGACGGAACUUGUAAAUUUAAAUUAUAUGCAAAAAGAGGGGUUCACCUUUUAAAAACGGACUGCAAAUCCAGUUGCGAAAGGUGGAUUGAAGCUAUUUCGCAUGUGGUACAUAAUCUGUGGGAUAUGAAUCCUUCUAACAAUGCCCCAGCGGCGCCGUUUUAUAAUGGGAAACAAAGCCUUAGAUGUCGCCUUAAGAGAGAUAUUAUCAAUACAUGGGCCGGAAUAUUUGGGUAUGCUACAUUGGUAGAAGAAGACGAGGGGACUGUAGUAGAAGAGAAUAUCGAAGACUCAGGUGGAAUUCAAAAUGCGAAAGCAAUAUCACCACGGAUAACUGUUACUGAACAAGGCACGUUUUCCAAGUGGAUAAACUUUCGAAACCAUUUGCCGCGAGCAAGAAGCAAUCCCAUUAACUACAAACUUUUGAUUGAAGACAUAACAAACUGA